GGAAAAAUGUACACAGAACAGCAAAAAACCGAAGAGUUAAAAAGGAUUCUGACACAGGGGAAUAUACAUGGUAUAAAGAUACACAGGGAUAAAUAUAAUAAUGUGACAUUAAUUAAAACACCCAAAAACCUAGGAAAUUCUUAUAAAGUAGGAAUAGAUGAGGCCGGGCGGGGGCCAUUAGCAGGCCCACUUGUUUAUGGUCUGGUCUAUUGGGCAAAAGAUCCAAAAACAGUAAUAUAUAACGAUUCAAAAAAAGUGAAAAAACAGAAAAGAGGCCUACAGCAUAUAGAUCUAUACAGAGAUGAGAAUGUUGGGUUUAUAAUUCGCUGCAUAUCUCCUCUUUUUAUAAGUAUUAACAUGCUUGGUGUGAAAAACAACAAGUUGAGAAAAGCUAAGGAAUCUGUAAGUAAAAUGCCAAAGAAAAAACAGAAAAUCCAAGAGAGCCCAAGCCAAGUAAAAGCAACAAAGGUUGUAAAUGAAAGUGGAUUAAUAAAAUUCAUAAUGCCGGGGAAGAAUAAAGAUGUGAUAGCACUGUCCCCUCCUAUAUUUGUAAAUAAGCAAUGUCAAAAUCUUAACGAUCUAUCGAUUGAUUGUAUACUGAAUAUGCUAAGUAUGUGUGCAGGGUUUAAUGUUCCAAUAUCAGAAAUAUUUAUUGACACAGUUGGAAACAAAAAAACUCUGCAUGAAAAGGUUAAAAAUAGAAUGAAAGAGUACAAAACAAUUAAAAAAAUAACUGUAGAAGAAAAGGCGGAUUCAAAAUAUCAAACAGUAGGAGCAGCAAGUAUUCUUGCUAAGGUAACUAGAGAUAUGUUUUUAGAAAUGCCAGAAGUCGUAAAUAUAAUGUACAGUGAAGCAAAACUGCCGAGCAUGCCUAUUUCUGGGUAUCCAUCAGACGCCGCCACAAAAAACUGGAUGGAACAUUCAUUUAUUUCUGGCAUAGGAUUUCCAUCGAUAUUCCGUAUAACAUGGAAACCGAUCAUGGAUAUACUUGAGAGAAAUAAGCCCAAAUUAAAUCUAGACCGUGUUAGUCAGAUAGGAAAUAUGAGGUGUCUUCUUAAAAAAGCGAAAUAAUUAUAAAUGAACA
Molecule: messenger RNA, 1084 nt
Organism: Nematocida parisii ERTm1
Lineage: Eukaryota; Fungi; Microsporidia
Exons: 1
Coding region: 7-1071 (354 amino acids)
Biological process (GO): DNA replication, removal of RNA primer; mismatch repair
Cellular component (GO): ribonuclease H2 complex
Molecular function (GO): RNA binding; RNA-DNA hybrid ribonuclease activity
Source: RefSeq, a predicted model, not a curated record